AGCAAAAUCUGUACGUGCCACUGGCAAUCAUCAAGACGAACUCAUGGACGAAAACUUCCAGUAUCAGCCUCUCCCUCGCAGCGAUGGCCUCCGGAUUCUCCAUCUGGAGGCCUCGAAUGAGUUCGACUCGGAACUAGUUGGCACCCUUUCGUCGGUGCCAUUUUCGGCCACGCCAGCCUACGUAGCACUUUCGUACACAUGGCAAGACCGCGACGUAUCCCACGCCAUGGUCCCGUUGCCCGCCAGCCUUCGGGGUUCAGAGACCCCCUUUCUGCGCCUGAGAAACACUAGCGGUGGUGGGGAGUCUCCAGGAGAGAAGGCUCCUACUCCGGGUGAGAGGCCUCUUGGGGCCCGAUUCCCCAUCGGCCACAACCUGGCCCUCGCACUGCUCCAUCUUCGCCCGCGCGGCGGCCCCCCUCUUCCCCUGUGGAUCGACCAGGUCUGCAUUAACCAGAUUGAUAACGCCGAGCGCGCCGCCCAAGUCGCUCUCAUGAGCUUCAUCUACCAACGCACCCGUCUGGUCGUCUGCUGGCUAGGAGUCGCCGAGUGGUACGGCGACACUAGCGGCUACUGCUCCUUUCGGGAUAUCUUCAGCUUCGUUGAAGACGCCAGGAGGAAUGAGACGAGAUUAUUGCCGGGCUUUGACCCCAUCCCCCGCGGCACCGCCCCAGGUGCCAUGGAAGACCUUCGCUCGAUCCACGACAUGGAGCUCUACCAGCUGCCGGCCAAUAGCAAGAUCGACCCGCUAAACCCGUACUGGCAGCGCAUCUGGAUCGUGCAGGAAGUGUGCCUGGCGCCCCGGGUGGUCUUUAUGCAAGGCCCGUACGCUUGCGACCAGGUCCAACUGGCGAGCGCACCCCGCCUGACGCACCACGCGGCCCAGCCCGCCGGCACAGACAAGGACUGGAUCCAGAGGCUGGUCGAGGCGAGGGCGGGCCGUUUCAGCGACGCGAUGAGACUCGAGGCGCUAGUCGAGAGGUUCCGGGAAUCCGGGUGCCACGAGCUGCGGGACAAACUGUUCGCCCUCGUGGGUUUGGCCAACGAUGCAUGGGCUGUCGCGGGAGGGUCCAACGGCGUGGCAGCCGAAAAGAAAGAUGCGAAGCGCAAGAGUAACAGUAGGCGCAGGGGUGGUAGCCGGCGCAAGGGCGGCGGUAGGAACCCAACCCCAGAGCCAAGUGACGGCAGGCUCUCCAUUGACUAUGAGCGGUCCUUUUUCGACAUCUGGUGCGAAGCCGUCAAGUUUUUUCUAGAGACAGCCACGCCGAUAAAGGGCUUCUGCGAACAUCCAUUUGAGACGCGGGAUGAACGAGAGGCCAAGGUUGUUCGAUUUGCCGGGAUACUGCAGCAAGCAUUCGCGGGCAAAGUCCAAGAAGAAAUGGCAUCGAGAUCUGAGAUCAAGAUAAGGCCCGGGCACGGUGUUAUGACCAAAGGCUAUAUCGCGGGAAGGAUUCUACAUCUGGGCCCUUCCUACGACGAAUAUACCGGUUCGCACUUGAAGCACUCCCAGUGGCUUCAGAGCUGGUCUCGCUACUAUACCGACCAUGGCGAUCUGGGAGAGUUGAGAAAGAUGGAGGAGCAGUUCUCCAUCAAGAUCAUCGAGAUGUACACCGACGCGGAUGUCGCAAGGGUGAAGGCCUUUGAGCACGACCUCACUUGUGCCCUUUCGCCCCCGACGCAGCCCAUUAGUGGAAAGGAGCUUGCCAGUGCUGCAAGUGUGGGACGGGCGUCCCUACAGCGUCGUGCAGCCUCGCUGCAAGUAUCCAGCCGCCUCCCACGGCGCUUCCUAGGAAGCGACUUAUGCAUAGGGAUGGUGCCUGGGGAGGCUCAAGUGGGAGACGUGAUCCUGAGGUUCUGGAACUGCGACGCAGCCGUCGUAGCCAGCACUACUACCCACAGAAUCUCGCAGCCGUCUGGUGCUCAGCACACAAAAGGGGGCAAGCGGGUGGUCGCGAAUAUGGACGUUCACACCAUUAUCGGACGCGCCGACGUUGCCGAGCUGACAUCGCGGUUGCCCCAAGAUGCCAGGGCGAAGGAUAAGAUGGGGUUUCACGAAGCCAUUUCCGAGGACGGGGAAUCCGUGGCUUCAGACACAUCCUCAAACAGAAGUCAUAGAGUCGACAUAUACAUGGACUUUGUGACGCUGCAGAAGGUGUCAGAAGCGAUAGUGAUCGGCGAAUGAGAGCUGGAUGUUCGCCAACCCGGGCUGUUUGGCACAUCUACUUAAAUCAACCAUGUGUCAUGUUCUUUUCCUGUAUUAUUUUCCCGAGUUUUUUUUGGUCGGUAAUGAGCGACUAUCAAAUCAGGCCCUUCCGGUAGAUGCAUAAGCUUAGAGUUGACAAUAUAGGCAUCGGUUCUGGUUAUCGUUCGGCGAGAUU
Messenger RNA from Gaeumannomyces tritici R3-111a-1, 2375 nucleotides. RefSeq lists its product as hypothetical. The coding region runs from base 44 to 2179 and encodes 711 amino acids. The transcript has a single exon. NCBI's taxonomy places the organism in Eukaryota, Fungi, Ascomycota, Sordariomycetes, Magnaporthales, Magnaporthaceae. The record is from RefSeq and is a predicted model, not a curated record.